AUGUUUCGGCUCGCAAGUGCUCUUCCAAGCUUCAGGGGAAGCAACAAUGGUGUCGAUUGUCAUGCAAAGGCCGCAGCAGAAGAACAAGACCAGGUGCCACCACUGAACACAGACAUUCCGGCCAGCACCAACCAGGAGACGACCCCCGUUCAGGGCAUUCCUCCCUGGGUGCGCGAACUGAACAACUCUCGGGUCACCAGGCACAGCCGCGCUUCAUCGAUUGUCUCGACACAGUCAAAGUUCACUACGACUACUCUGCAAGACGAUGCACGCAGCAUUGACAUCAAUGUGGGCGGACAGUUGUUCCGGAUCAGUCGAGAUGGCUCCCGAGUGACAGCUGAUGCUCCUCCACCGUAUACCGGGCCAGGAGAAGUGGUUCGAUUCCGGACAGAUCGAGCCCAUGAAGCUGCCACCCUCGAUGAGGACGACGAGGAAGGGGACGAGGCAGAGGGUGGCGCGGUCACACCAAGAUCGACCUUUGUCACCCUUGAUACAGACCGCGGAAUUCGAGCCAACGUCCUCGACCCAACAGAGUUAGAGAUGCCUUCUCCAGUAGGGCACGAUCAGGUCAGCCACCGAUCCCUUCCCGCUACACUUGCUCAGCAUCCACAAGCCCAGGGCAGGUGGGAAGCCUCACAAGAGGCCACAUCGACCCUCCAACGCGCGGUGCUAGAGUCAUCGCCUCUGAGCAGGACAAAUGGCGUGCGCCUGCCUCGCCUCAUCACCUCAAGCGACAUUCCCCAGGCAACCCAUCGGCCCCGGCGCCUCCAGAAUGUUUCAUCCCGGGGGCAUCCAAUCCAGGUUCGAUCUGCGGGCGCGAUCCUUGGUGAGCAGCCCGCCGACCGUGAACCAACAUCGCCCGACUACAUCGGACGGAACGCGUCAGGCGCCUUUCCGUUUCCGAACAGAGCGGUCACGACUCAGCACGCAACCGCAAUGCGACAUCGCUACCCAUUGGUGGACAAGGCGAGCACGGAUGGGUCGGAUCAUGCACGAGAGGAGAGCGGCACCCCUCUCUCGAUGGACGACGAGAACGACAUCAGUCUGCAUUACGCGCGUAUGAUGCGCACAUUGGAUGCAGCACAUCGGAAGGCGAUGCUCUUGAAGGACAAGCAAGUGUCCGAACUGCGGGAGAAGCUGAAUGAAAAGGACAUUGUUUUGAGACAGCAGCUCCGCGCGAAAGAUUUUAUCAUCGACGACCUGAAGAAGAGGCUCAGCAAUCUAGAGGAGAAUGUCGAGAGCAUGCUGGAGAAGGCGCGACACCAGGUCGAGGACCUGUGGGAAGCUCGGUGGAAGGAUCGGGACUUUCACCUGCGGGAGAGGAUGAGGCGGAUGGAGGAGGAUGCGCAAAGGAAUAUGGACAGGUUGGGACUUGGUCAGCCGCUGUCAGAGGACGACGGAUCGAAGAGUCUCCGGUGA
This is a messenger RNA of Cladophialophora carrionii CBS 160.54, 1419 nucleotides long. RefSeq lists its product as uncharacterized. NCBI's taxonomy places the organism in Eukaryota, Fungi, Ascomycota, Eurotiomycetes, Chaetothyriales, Herpotrichiellaceae. The coding region runs from base 1 to 1419 and encodes 472 amino acids. The record is from RefSeq and is a predicted model, not a curated record. The transcript has a single exon.